Molecule: messenger RNA, 2806 nt
Organism: Maylandia zebra (zebra mbuna)
Lineage: Eukaryota; Metazoa; Chordata; Actinopteri; Cichliformes; Cichlidae
Biological process (GO): calcium ion import across plasma membrane
Cellular component (GO): plasma membrane
Molecular function (GO): protein binding; calcium channel activity
Source: RefSeq, a predicted model, not a curated record
UCAGAAGCAGGAUGAAGAGAGGAGCCCAGGGGGGUCUAUGUAAUACUGGACUGGAGCUGGAGGACAUGACAGGAAGAACCGUCCAGGAAUCAGGGUGUCCACAGGGAUCCAGGUCCUCUGUGUCAGCAGCAGCUUGGUGGGUGUCUUAUUACAGAGGUCGCUGGAGGCAGAAAAGAAGAAAGCUUACAGGAUUUCAGGUGGAGGUCAAAUACUGUGGUCUGGCUGAGGAUGAUGAAGAUGACAAAGAGCAGAGGGACAAAAUAGACAACAUCAACAAAAACCAACAACUCAACAAAAAACUGCUCGAUCACUUCAGACAUCUGGCUGCAACCAACCAGGACACUGACCAGGUGGACCUUCAGCUUCUGGACCGGGCGAUCUCAGACGGAGCUGAUCCGAACGCCUCAGACAGAUAUGGACAGACCGUCCUGCACGAGAUCUCCAGAGCGUGGAGCGUGGAUGUGAUGCGGUUCUUCCUAGACCGGGGCUCAGACCUCCUGCGGCCAGAUCAGUUUGGAGUCACUGCGCUGCAUGUGGCCUCGGCGCUGGACUAUCAGGACAUGGUGCAGUUCCUGCUGGACCGAAAAGCUGAUCCGGAGGCUCGCACCUUUCUGGACAAGCAGACCCCGCUUCACUACGCUGCGAAGAAUGAUGCCGUCGGUUCGAUCAGGCUUCUGCUGCAGGCCGGAGCCUCCAUCAGCUGCACCGACUACAAACGCAGGACACCACUGCAGCUCGCCGCUAACGCAGAGCGUAGUGAUGCAGCUCGUGUGCUGUUGGAGCUCGGGGCGGAGGCGGGGCUGAAGGACUCUGAUGGACAGUUCUGUAUAACAGCUCUGAUUGGCCGGAUGAGCCCAGUGGCUCAGCUGGCUCUCAGUCAGUUCCAUGUUUUCGACCGAAUGACCAGGCAGCACUACUACUACCUGAACCUGCUGGAACCAGAACUACACUCACCUGAGGACCAGCUGUCAGGUGUGUGGGUCGGUGAGCCAAUGUCUCCGCUGCAGAUGGUGAUUCAGGAGGAGAAACUUGAUCUCAUCAUGAAUCCCGUCUUCCUCAAACUGAUCCACGUCAAAUGGAAUCUCUACGGCAGGUUUGGGGCAUGGCUUCUCCUUAUCCUUAACUUCCUGUUUAAUGUUUCCUGGACGACUGUCGCUAUCUCAGUGUCUGUCCACCGAGACUCACCUGAUCGUUAUGUCCUCCCCGAGGACUGGUGGUGUGUCCUCUUUGUGGUCUUGGCGCUCCUGUUGACCCUAGAGGAAGUGCUAAGGGAUGUGCGGGACAUCCUGCGCUCAAGGAAAAAGCUCCACCUCUGGCAGCAGUUGGUGAAGCAUCGUCUCCAGAGUGACCUGAGCUGCUCACAUCCCAUGUGGCCACAGGAGAGAGAGUUUCUACUAAACCAGUUCAAACUGGUUGACAGGAAGAGAGGAAGCUACUGCCGGGACCUGUGGAAUGUCUUUGACUGGCUGGUGUACUUUCUGCUGACUGCAUCGUUCAGUGUCCAUGUGGCCGAUGUGAUUGGACCGUCCACCAUUCUUAACACCAUGAGUUUGCGUAUGUUCUCCAUCACCAUUGUCUUCCUGUGGUUGCGACUCAUGAAACACGUCAGAGGCUUCAGGCUGAUGGGGCCGUUCAUCGUCAUGUUGGGGAAGAUUGUUGGGGAUGUGAUGCGUUUCCUGUUCCUCUACGCGGAGAUCUUCAUCCCGUAUGCCUGCAGCUUCUGGAUCAUGUUCGGAGGGAUGGCUUCAGUUCCCAGCAUGCAGUCUGUCCUGGGCCUGCUGUACAGUCUGUAUCGGAUCACUCUGGUGGACGAGUACGAGUACGCUGCCAUGGUGGCUGUGGAUGAUGUCAUGGCUCCUGUGCUGUGUGGGACGUUUCUGGCAGCGUCUUCAAUCCUGUGUGUUAACCUGCUGAUUGCCCUGCUGACUGAUACCUUCCAGAGGGUUCACAAUAACUCACAGGCCAAUGCUAUGAUGCAGCAGGCCGCUGUCAUCCUGCAGGUGGAGGAAUCCAUGCCCCUCCUGCGUCAUUUCUACGACAACCAGUACAUCUCCAGCCACUGCUCGCCAUUGGUCGAACCCUCUGAUGAUGGCAUCACAACAAACUUGCAUUACCAUGAUGAGAUGGGACGAAUUACAGUGCAGAUCAAAGAGGUUCUAGACCAGUUCUUGGUCCUGCAGCGGGAGGCGGAGACCACAGAAGGUCCACGAGUCCAGAUGGACCAGGACCAGCAGAACCAGCAGGAGACCCAGAGGAAUAAGUGCCAGCAGAGCCAGGAGCUUCAAGAGGACCAUGAUAAACAGAAUCAGAACCAGGACAACAAAGACAAAUGUCGCCAAAUCCUACAGAGGCAGACCCAGGAGCUUCAGGCCUUGCGAGCAGAGCUGAAGGAGCUCCAGACUCUGGUCUUGCAGCUGGUUAAAACCAAGACCAACUCUGUAUAAGAGCUGUGGGUUAGACUGGGAGGAAUGUCAGAACCAUUGUUUCAUGUUUCUGUUUCUCCAGAAUCUCCUCUGGUCCAGGACUUCCUGUUUAAUUGUUAUUUACAAACUCUCAUAAAUGAAAAUACCAGUAAGAAGUUUGCUAAAGGUUCAGUGUCAUUCAUCUUUAGCUGGUAUUUUGGUAGCCAUCUUGGAAUGAAUGUGGACUGUUAUUUGAAAAUAAAGUCCCCCCCCGAAAAAAUAACAUCACAGCUUCAUUAAUGGUUCAGUCCAGAGACAUUAGCUGUGUCCCAAUUCAGAGGCCCCAUCCUCCUCAGGACCCGGCCUUCACAGUCUACGUGGGCCGGGUUCUCCGAAGACUGAGA